CCUGUGAUCUGCCUACUGGCUCUCACCCUCGCCAUCACCAAUGCCGGUCUUUUGCCACACCACGGCCACGACACGCACAUCGUGGAAGGUGCCCACCAUGUUGACAUACCACAUGGCAGCGGCAUCCAUCUCGGCCACUCAUCCGCCAUCGUAAUCGAUACCGACGGCGCUGCGGAACACAUCGAAUCGCAUCCGGUCUAUCAUCAUGAUGAUCACAGCGCACAUGUCGAUGUGCAUCCGAUCGUGCAUGACUCUCAUCUUCAUCACGAUGUGCAUCAUGAUGUCCACCAUGACAUACACCAUACCGCAGCCGCUGCCAAAAUUGUGCACCACGAGUCAAUCCACCAUGUCGAGCCUGUGCAUCAUGUCACCAAAGUGGUGCAUCAUGAGCCACACCAUUUCUUGCACUACGUAAAACCGGUGAUUGAUCAUCAUGUCAUACACCAGGACAAUCAUCAUGAUGAACAUUUGCAUGCACAUGAUUUGCAUCAUGCUGAG
Messenger RNA from Bactrocera oleae (olive fruit fly), 498 nucleotides. Lineage: Eukaryota; Metazoa; Arthropoda; Insecta; Diptera; Tephritidae. The record is from RefSeq and is a predicted model, not a curated record.